AACUCACGAACAAGCCACCGAUCUCUUUCUUUCAAUCACAGGGAGGAGGGGAAAUGGAGGCUCCAGAUCUGGAGGUGGAAAGGGCUCGAUUGCUCAGCUUAGCCCUCGAAUUCGGUUUCGACGAAGAAUCUUCGAGGAAGUGCUUAGAUCGUCUUGUUCAUCUCUACGGCGAUGAUGGACAGGAUUUCAUCUCCGUGGAGCACUGUGGUGAUGAUUUUCUUGCCACUCUGGCUGAAUCGAUGCAAGACAGCGAGGAAUGGGAUGAUUUACAAGCCAUGGAAUCAGAGGCUUGUGGAACUUUGUCUGGGAUACUUGAUGAGGAUAUUGUCAACAAUUAUAAGGAAGAUAAUAAUGACAAAUCAAGAUGCAGUGUUCAUGUUAUAAAAGAUUCUCCUCCCAAAUAUGAGAGAAACCAGAGUUUGGUGCAAUUGGAUUCAAGUGAUGGUGAAGACCUAGAGGUCAUAAUUCCAAGCAAAAAGGACGUAGGAUCUACCUCUUCCUCUCAUACUAACAGGAGUUGCAAUGCUCCAACUGAAAAUUCACAUAGACCAUCAUCAAAGUCCAUGGAUUGUAAAAGUGGCAUCUCUCAGGAUUCAAUUCUCAAUCCAUCAAAAGUUGAUCAGGGAACUCUCAGUUAUGAAGAACUACAGUGUUUGGAUGACAUAGAUUUGGCAAAUGUUGUAAUAUUUGGUAACCGGACUUUUCGACCCUUACAGCAUCAGGCUUGUUCUGCAUUUCUGGCAAAGCAGGACACCUUUGUUCUCAUGCCCACGGGUGGUGGUAAAAGUCUGUGUUAUCAGCUCCCAGCUACUCUGCAACCAGGUGUUACAAUUGUUAUAUCACCACUGCUUGCCCUCAUUCAGGAUCAGAUAAUAACGCUUAACCUCAGGUUUGGAAUACCAGCAACCUUCUUAAAUUCUCAACAAACUUCAUCCCAAGCAGCAGCAGUUCUUCAAGAGUUAAGGCAAGAUAAACCUUCAUGCAAGCUCUUGUAUGUAACUCCUGAAAGGAUUGCUGGACAUGCAUCAUUUCAUGAGACACUGAAAUGUUUGCAUCGGAAGGGACAACUAGCAGGAUUUGUUGUUGAUGAAGCACACUGUGUGAGCCAAUGGGGGCAUGAUUUUCGCCCAGAUUACAGGGGUUUAGGAUGCCUCAAGCAGAACUUUCCAUAUGUGCCGGUGAUGGCUUUAACUGCCACUGCAACAACAUCAGUUCGCCAGGAUAUCUUAAAUUCUUUAGGAAUUCCCCAUGCUCUUGUCCUUGAGACAAGCUUUGACAGACACAACUUAAAAUACGAAGUGAUUGAGAAGACCCAAGAACCACUAAAGCAGCUCGGAGCCCUUCUGAAUGGUCGUUUUAAGAAUUUGUGUGGAAUUGUGUAUUGCCUUUCAAAAAACGAAUGUGUGGAGGUCUCAGAAUUUCUGAACAAGAAGUGUAAAGUGAAAACAGUGUAUUAUCAUGCUGGUUUACCAGCUCGGCAGAGGGUUGCUGUCCAAAAGAAAUGGCACAGGGGAGAGGUCCAUGUUGUGUGUGCCACCAUUGCUUUUGGUAUGGGUAUAGACAAGCCUGAUGUCCGUUUUGUUGUCCAUAAUACCAUGUCAAAAUCAAUUGAAAGUUAUUAUCAAGAAUCAGGUAGGGCAGGGCGAGACAACCUUUCUGCAGUGUGCAUUGUUCUAUAUCGGAAGAAGGAUUUCAGCCGAGUUGUGUGCAUGUUACGAAGUGGGCAAGGGAGCAAAAGCCAAAGCUUCAAGACAGCAUUGGCACAAGCUCGGAAAAUGCAGCAGUACUGUGAACUUAAGGGUGAUUGCCGUAGACAAACCUUACUUGAACACUUUGGAGAGUCAUUCAACAGAUAUGCCUGCAAAUACGGUUCCAAUCCUUGUGAUAACUGCAUUAAAGCUUCCUUAUGAACUUCGGCAGCUCUUCAACUGUGUCAAAGCUAUGGUGAAACUCUGUUGGCAUCUGGGGCUGUGCUUGUGCCUCACACUCGCUCUUCUGUGGACUUGUCAAUUUUAUUUACUUCCUGGUUUCUUAGAGAUAGAAGCAGCAGGUUGCUGCAUUUCUUCCGUCAGCUUCACCUGAAACCAUCUCACCUUCCAAGGUAUGCCUCAGUGAACAAUUGCGGAAACUUUAGUUGGCUUUGAUAGAUGCCAAUGUAUGUAUUUUGUUGGACAUGCUCAACAGAUUGAACUGAAAUGUGAGGGUGCAUUUAAGUUAGAUCUCACUGUUUACCAGAUAUUCGAAGGAGAAGAUUAGGCUUGACACAUGGUGUGGUGUUUGUUUAAAAGUAAAACCUGGUUCAAUACAGUGCACUUCUACCAUCUGUACUGAUAAAAUCCCAGUUAUCUUUGACAAAUUACCGUAUUUGCCCUUUGUUUUCAUCCUUUGGUGCUUCCUUUUUCUCAUUUGUGAUGUCUGCGGAGUGAUUAAAAGUUUCUUAUUGCACUUAGACCAUUAAUUCUUGCCUGCUAGCCAUUAUCUACUUGGAAAUUGAUGUUAACAGCUGCAUUCAUAUCCAAAAUAGCUUUCACAAUAUUUCUUGUUGGCAUGCCAGGAUUGUCUUAACUGGUGAAUUCUGAUCCAUAUUCUAUACAUAAGAGUCCCUAUAACCAAGUUGUACUUUCUAUUUGUACUUUGCUCGAUUGUUAUCAAGUUAGUGGUGUGCUAAUUGCUGGCUUGCAGUUGCAGUGAAUAAUAGGAUCUGCGGAAAGCAAUUAGAGAGAGCUGAUGAGAAUAUGCAGUAGCCAUGUAGUUUGGUUGUUGCUAUGUAAAGGGAAGGCUUUGUGCGGAAAGAAACAAACAACGCAACAUACAGAUUUUACUCUUACAACCAAGCAAGUCCCUUUUCCCCAUAGUUCACUAUGUAUAUUACUAGGUUUACAGCAACAAAAAGCAUUGAAAUCCUGCAGGUAGUGUGUGUUUGUCUUCCCACAUUGUCUAGGCCGCAACAGUCUUUGGCUUUACACCUAUUUUUCUCCACGAAACCCUGGGCAUUAUCUGUUUUGUGUCAAUGCGAUC
This is a messenger RNA of Diospyros lotus (date-plum), 3018 nucleotides long. Its product is annotated as ATP-dependent DNA helicase Q-like 1. NCBI's taxonomy places the organism in Eukaryota, Viridiplantae, Streptophyta, Magnoliopsida, Ericales, Ebenaceae. The record is from RefSeq and is a predicted model, not a curated record. Gene Ontology annotation, cellular component: nucleus; chromosome; cytoplasm. Gene Ontology annotation, biological process: double-strand break repair via homologous recombination. Gene Ontology annotation, molecular function: four-way junction helicase activity; ATP binding; nucleic acid binding. The transcript is spliced from 10 exons. The coding region runs from base 54 to 1910 and encodes 618 amino acids.